Molecule: messenger RNA, 771 nt
Organism: Scleropages formosus (Asian bonytongue)
Lineage: Eukaryota; Metazoa; Chordata; Actinopteri; Osteoglossiformes; Osteoglossidae
Product: transmembrane protein 60-like
Exons: 2
Coding region: 218-616 (132 amino acids)
Source: RefSeq, a predicted model, not a curated record
GGCUGUGGAUGAACAGGAAGGGAAAUGAAUUAAGAAAAUGUUCCGUUCCAAAGAUUUCCGCAUUUUCAGCAUAAUGAAUUGAAAUGCAUGGAAAUACAAGCUUAGAUUUGCCCGUACAGCUGCAGUCGAUUUUUUUUAUUUAAAUUGCACUGUGCAGUCGAGGCUGGAACCGGCUGAUGCAGGUUGAACGCGUUUCUCCAAGCCGUUUUCUAUCAGUAUGUCUCUAGCACAGAGGGUACUGCUCACCUGGGUCUUCACCUUGCUCUUUCUCAUCAUACUGGUGCUGAAGCUGGACGAGAAGAUCCGCUGCAGCUGGUUCCUCGUCUUCCUCCCCGUGUGGGUUUUCGAUGCCAUUCUUCUGCUUAUGCUUGCUGUAAAGAUGGCAGGGUACUGUAAAGCGGGCCACGAUCCACGCGAUGGCGCUCAGGACUUACGCAGGAGGACCUGGUAUGUGAUGGCCAUGUUGCUGAAGCUGGCCUUCUGCCUGACACUGUGUGCACGGCUGGAGCAGCUCGCGGAAAUCAAGCUGUCACUGGUCUGCAUCCCACUCUGGGCGCUGCUCCUGGGAGCCUUGGCCGAGCUGGGGUAUAAUAUUUUUCCAGACCGUCAAAACUGAGGCACUGUCAACGGCAAGAGCAAGAACAUCUUGGCUUCCACAAGAGCCUGACUUUUCAUUUAAGAACCAAUGCUCCCAUCUCCAGGCGCAGCAGGUUGAAGCAGGUCCUGCUCUCUGGUGGGUCUGGGGUUCAAGUCCCGCUUGGGGUGCCUUGC